Messenger RNA from Ictalurus punctatus (channel catfish), 5587 nucleotides. It is a transcript of the gene elavl4, whose product is annotated as ELAV like neuron-specific RNA binding protein 4. Bases 519 to 1874 code for a protein of 451 amino acids. Gene Ontology annotation, cellular component: ribonucleoprotein complex. The transcript is spliced from 9 exons. The record is from RefSeq and is a predicted model, not a curated record. Gene Ontology annotation, molecular function: RNA binding. Lineage: Eukaryota; Metazoa; Chordata; Actinopteri; Siluriformes; Ictaluridae.
GAGAGAAAGAGAUGGAAAGGGUCGAGGGGGAGCUAGAGAGAGAGAGAGGAGUUUAAACUAAGAGCUAUGUUUUGGGACGGAGUAAUCUGCUAGAGAGCAGUGUGUGGAUCGGAGCGCAUUGUGCGAGUGAGUGUGCGGGGGACAGAUAAGGAAAGAAGCCCGCCAGACCGGCUGCUUGUUUUAAUGUGCUGACUCUGGGGAGAUAAAAAAAAAAAUAUUGACUCUUCAGUUGUGUGCCGUGAGCCAGGGCACGAGCUGCACAUUUAACCGAGGUGCACCAAAAACAGGGCGUGAAAGCGGACAAAACACAUCCAAGCAAAACAGUCCAUUUAGAGGAUUUUUUUUCCCUCCCUUUCUCCUUUUUUUUAAAAAUCCGUUUCCUUUUUCUUUCGCUGGGACCGUUCCCCAUUUCCGGUAGAGACAGUGAAAAAGGAAGGGAGACUUCCAUUGACGGACAGCCACUAGAGCAAGUACACAGAGGCGAGAGGACAAAAAAGAAACAGUCGCUGAUAACCAAGAUGUUCGAAAUCAGCCGAACCCUGAACGCCGCUUUGUUGAGCAAUGAGUAUCUGAAGAUGAUGGUAAGGUACUCCCAGUACUCGGCACUAGCCCAGGCUGAAGGCUCCGUCCCAGGCAUGGGCUCCCUGCUUUUACCCCACGAUCCAUCCAACCAGCCGGGGGCCAGGUCACUGGGGGGAUCGACAGAGACUCAGUGGCGUCAGGCAGACUUGCCGCAGCUCCAGGGCUGGGCUGACAAGGGACUGCUGACACAGCCAAAGAUGAUAAUCAGUAACAUGGAGCCUCAGGUGACGAAUGGGCCGAACCCGGCCACAGCCAACGGGCCAUCGAGCAACAACCGCAGUUGCCCGUCGCCCAUGCAGACCAGCAGCUCCAACGACGACAGCAAGACCAACCUCAUCGUCAACUACCUGCCCCAGAACAUGACCCAGGAGGAGUUCCGCAGCCUUUUCGGCAGCAUCGGCGAGAUCGAGUCCUGCAAGCUGGUCCGCGACAAAAUCACAGGACAGAGUCUUGGAUAUGGAUUUGUCAACUACAUUGACCCAAAGGAUGCAGAGAAAGCCAUCAACACAUUAAAUGGACUCAGACUUCAAACCAAAACUAUCAAGGUGUCAUAUGCACGGCCCAGUUCAGCCUCUAUCCGUGAUGCUAACCUGUACGUGAGUGGGCUGCCUAAGACCAUGACCCAGAAAGAGCUGGAACAACUUUUCUCCCAGUAUGGACGAAUUAUCACCUCCCGUAUCCUCGUCGACCAGGUCACAGGUGGUUCGCGUGGUGUAGGCUUCAUUCGCUUUGAUAAGAGAAUAGAAGCUGAGGAGGCCAUCAAGGGCCUGAACGGACAGAAGCCCUCCGGUGCAGCUGAGCCCAUCACGGUGAAAUUCGCCAACAACCCGAGCCAAAAGACAAGCCAGGCCUUGCUCUCACAGCUCUACCAGUCCCCCAACCGCCGCUAUCCUGGGCCCCUGCACCACCAAGCCCAGAGGUUCAGGCUGGACAAUUUGCUUAAUAUGGCCUAUGGCGUUAAGAGGUUCUCUCCCAUCACCAUAGAUAGCAUGACCAGUCUAGUAGGGAUGAACAUUCCCGGGCACACCGGCACUGGCUGGUGCAUCUUCGUCUAUAACCUGUCUCCAGACUCAGACGAAAGUGUGCUGUGGCAGCUGUUUGGGCCGUUCGGUGCCGUCAACAAUGUCAAGGUGAUCCGAGACUUCAACACCAACAAGUGCAAAGGGUUCGGCUUCGUCACCAUGACGAACUACGACGAGGCGGCAAUGGCUAUCGCGAGUCUGAAUGGGUACCGGCUGGGCGACCGCGUGCUGCAGGUCUCCUUCAAGACCAACAAGACCCACAAGUCCUGAACUCCCUCCCCACUGUCGUGUAGCCCCGUCAAACACACCACUACUAACACCCACCUCAGCCCACACAGCUAGUCUACAACAGACAGGAACACAACCAAUCCACCAACUAAACAGGACUGGAUAUGGCUUAUAACAUAACUUUGGACCUAUAAGCCAAUGUUGCCUAAGUAUUACGAAAUUGAAAAUGGAAAAUAUUAAUGAUUUGGAAGACCUGUAAAUGGUACAGGCAUUCUGUUGUAUAUCCUUUCGGUUCUAGUGGUUGUUCCUUUGAUUUCUCCUCUCUGUAAACAGUAGCAAAACCAGACCGCCCUUAUUUGAAAGAAGAGAAUGCCUUUCUUCUGAUUGUACUCUCUUGAUUCAGGUUUUCCUUUUGUUCUCUUUUAAAUCCGGAUCCACUGUCGUUAGUAUAACACCUCCCUGGGAAGAGAACGGGAGGGGGCUCUUUUUAACAAAUCGGUGAUCAUUCAUUCAUUUGUUUUGGUGUAUAUUAUUAAAUCCCCCAAGUAAAUUAACAGGGAUGACACCAUCCCUUUUCUCUAACGGAAAAGAAAUUUCUAACAUUGUUUUGUUUUGUACUGCAAACAGAACACGUCUUUCCUCACGAGGGAUUGGGAGAUAGGGAGAGGGAAGGGAUGGGUUUGCACUCCUGUUGACAAAACAACACACACGCACACACACACACACACACACACACACACACACACACACACACACACACUGUUGCCAAAGAGAAGAUCUCUUUGCUUGAAAAUGUGUUUAGAAAAAAAAAAUUUAAAAAUAAAGAGAAAGAAGAUCUAUUUUUAUAAAUAAUGAUUAAAAUAAUAAUUAUUGAAGAAUUUUUACAUGAAUCUGGAUUUGAAAAAAAGAGAAAAAUAUUUUGACUGGCUAAUUAGGGGUUGGGGGAGGGGUCAGGUGCCACCUUGUCUUGUUCGUUCUGCCGUGGUACUUUUUAGGAUCAAAGGUUGUUUGUUUUUCGGGGAGAACCAGAUUGGCAAUGGUUUUGUAGACGGAUGGUUUUAUCAAGGAUUGCAAAUUCAGGCAGGUAAUUUUUCAUAGCACGUAAUUGUUCAACAGCGAUCCCCUGUAGGCGAGGGAUAGGGUCUUCCCAGGCCUGAGGCAUCCUCACAGUCAAGAGCCCAAAGCAAGGCCACGCAUUGUCCACUCAUUUUCUUUCCAUCGUCAGUCUUUGGGAUAUCAGUAAUACAUGCACACACUUCUCCAUUUAGGAAACAUAACAUUCUUAUGGUUCUGUUCGUGAUAUUGCAUUCGAGAUGUAAUUCCUUUAGCGAUCGACUGUAGGUGCUAUAUUACAUGGGUCACAUAUCUUAAAUAUCCAAGUUUGUUGUUCUGUGUGCUAUUUAGAGAACAAAAAAGAAACUUCAAUGUUGGCAUUAAAUUGAGCUGCUGUUUUCGGUUUGUUUACUUCAAUUGCCGGCCCCCAUCUGGUUCACAACAUUGACGCCAGAUGAGCAAAUCUGGGCCUUGUAAGAAUCACUUAACAAGUUUUCUUUGGCUUGCUGACAUAUAGGUUACUUGCUGAGUGUACAGCGUUUGUCAAAAUUAAAUGAUAAUUAGCUAGUUUUGUUAGUCUAGUAUUUGUUUCCUCAAAGGAUCUAUUACAAAUGUGUCUUUCUUUGUUGUGUACAAAUAGAUGAUAUAUAGUCUACAUUUGUUUUACAAUAUCUAUAUCUAUCUGAGUUGUCACUGUUUUUUGUUCGAGCUUGUCUUUUUUCAUAUGAAAACUUUAUGAAGUGAUGGUUCAGUUACUUAGAAAACUCGUGAGGAAUCCUGUUUAAUAUGUUGUCAUGUCGCUUGUGGAAAAAAAAAGAAAAAUUGGACUCAUUUUUUUUUUUUUUUUUGUUUACCGCCGCGGCAAAAGAAACCUUAAAAAAAAAAAAAAAAAAAACGCUUCUUGGAAAUAUGUAUUUAUUUAUUGAUUGAUUGAUUGAUUGUUUUUUGAUUACAUUAUUUAUUUAUCUUGAUUAUUUAUUUAUUUAUUUGUUGUUAUGUUGUCUGUGUUUUUGUGUGAUUCUGGUACAGGGAGGGGGUGUUUCUGAGCUAAAGGGAACAAACGACUAGGGGAGACGCUCUUCCAUUAGUCCUGUGCACUGAGAAAUUUUAGUACGUUUGUGCUUUGUACCAAUAUAUCAAAAUUACAAUAUAAAAAAGUUUAAAAGUCAAAAACGAAAAAAAUGUCAAGAGGGUGAGGCUCUUCCCUUAUUACUAGAAACAGUUACUCGCUAUGCAUAACCUAGUCAAUAGUUAAAUUUGCUAUUGCUUUUUUCUUGUCUUGUUAAACAUAAAUCUUUAAAUCUUUUUCAAUAAAGUUUAGUCUUAAUAGAAUGUUAUAACAGUUGUUCUGGUUCAAUAUAACCUGUGAUAAGUUUGUGUAGUUUUAAAAGCCGCUUCCCGCCCUCCCUCCACACACUACCGUUGCUUUGUGAUCCAACUUUAUGCAAAAAUGUGGGUCUUAAACAUAGUUUCUCAUGGAUUUGUAUGGCAUCCAAUGUUUUAGGCUCAGCUGCCUUGAUUUGAUUAAUUAUAUGGUAUGUCAAUUGUUUGAGUAUUAUUCAUUGCAUUGGACCAAUCAGUGGAGAUUAAUGUAAUUUAACCUUGAUUUAAACUAAUUUAAGCCAUUUGCAUAUGACAUCACAACUCCAAAAAAAAAGAGAAAAAAAAAACAUUGACACUGAUUGUACUGGUUGAAGUGAAAUAGCUAUAAGAAGAUGAUAUUUGAUAGAUGACACCCAUUAUAUAUUUUCUAUGAUAUAGUCUAUUUUGAGAGGUAAAUUUAGUGAAUGGCUCUUUGAGAGUACGGCAUCAGCUCAUGUUGAGAUAGAACUUCUGUGAAUGUUAGAGUACUUUAGCUGUUUAGAAGCAUUAAUACACAAUUUAUCAUUCAUCCAUUUGUUCAGAAAUCAAUCCAUCCUCUGCUCCAUGUGCUGAGCGGUAGCACAGACCUCCUCAGACCCCACCGCAGGUGGGAGGUUAAAUUAUGCAACGACCCCGGUAGAAUGUUGUUCUGAUGUAUGAAUUAAUUUCCUACGUCACUUCCUCCUCUUCGCUCAUGGCAUCACCCUCCAUUAGUCUAUGUAUAACUGGGAUCAAGUGAGUGUGUGCGUGUGUGUGUGUGUUUGUGUGAGUGUGUGCACGCAUGUAUGUGGGGCGGGGGGGUGAGGAUGUUUGGAACAUGGGGCCAUGCCUCUGUGGUACGUGCCCAAAUCGCUGUGGCUCACUUUCUCCCCCCGUAGCGCCUUAUAGUGGCAGCCUGCCAAUAGGAAACCAACAGCCAGUAGUGUAGGAGGGAAGGCCAAGUGAGGAACAAGGCUCUUGUCAUUUUUCAUUUUCUCCUGAAGAUGUGUUUGUUUACUAUCUGAGAAUCUAUAAAUCUUUAAAGACAAAAAAAGAUUAAAAAAAAAAAUGUUCACUGGACCAAGCUGGUCUCUCCUAUUUAUGUUAUUACUUAACUAUCAAUUAUUGAUUAUUGUUAUUAUGAUUACUAUUAUUCUUAUUAUUCUUAUUAUUAAUCAAAUUACUGCGAUGAAUGACUUCAUGUUAUCCUUGCUAGUUUAGGUCAUUUCUGAAACUGGAAAACAAAAUAUGGAAAAAAAAAAAAUCUUGCUGUAAAUGUUUUUUUCUUUUUCAUAAACUGUUGUGUUUGAAUUAUUUGUACUUUUGAAUGUUGGGACAAUAAAAUGAGGUGUUGAAAGCUG